Molecule: messenger RNA, 1048 nt
Organism: Thalassophryne amazonica
Lineage: Eukaryota; Metazoa; Chordata; Actinopteri; Batrachoidiformes; Batrachoididae
Gene: ift43
Product: intraflagellar transport protein 43 homolog A
Exons: 10
Coding region: 67-681 (204 amino acids)
Biological process (GO): intraciliary retrograde transport
Cellular component (GO): intraciliary transport particle A; cilium
Source: RefSeq, a predicted model, not a curated record
GAGCCCAACGCGUUCGAACCGAGCUCCGAAGCUUAUGUGUCAGCUAACAACUACUGCAAAGAGGAGAUGGGCGACUUUAUUCGUUUUUCAGAAGGUGGAGGUGCGAAAAAUCUGACAAAACCAAGACGACUGACUCGCCACACAGCAGACCAAGCAUCAUUUGAAGAUGCUCGUCAUGUCAGGAAAUCAUCUACUUCAGCUUCAGUAGGAGAGGAGGAUGACGAGGGCCCUCCCCCUAAACCAGCUCGCAGGCAGGGUGGCUGGGCAGAAGAAAGCUCAGGCUCUACCAAAUCUUCAAGAAGACCAGCAGCUGAGGAUGAAGACCGCCGCCUGCGACCACAAACUCCUGAGGGAUCAGAUGAUGAUGGAGAUAUUCCAGUGAUUCCUGACCUUGAGGAUGACUUCACCAUGCAGGUUGCAGCUCCACCAAGUGUUCAGGUGAACCGGGUGAUGACCUACAGGGAUCUGGACAAUGAUCUGAAGUAUUACUCUGCCUUCCAGACUUUAGAUGGAGAGAUUGACUUGAAGCUCCUCACCAAGGUUUUAGCACCAGAGCAGGAGGUGAGGGAGGAUGACGUGGGCUGGGAUUGGGAUCAUCUGUUUACAGAAGUGUCCUCGGAGCGUCUGAUGGAAUGGGAACAAGGAGAGAGCGAGGACCAGGCCACAGCGCCUGAAACAUGAGGAGAUGUGAGCCGAGACUUUUAAAUGACUCCAGUGGGAUGUAGGUGAAUGUCCGUGACACAGACGGGCCACUGACUCUGGUUACGUGAGCUUUAAUUACCAUUUGUUAUCUAGGAUGUAAAUGUUUUUGUAUAUUCUGUCUUUUCCUUUUUGUUUGCUGUUUUCUUUUAAACUACCAGCCAAAAGACAAAGUGAAACCAUUUGAAAAGCCCCUCUGAAACGAGCUCCCAGAUAAAUAUGCCCUCUCUGCGCUGCCAGCAUUAUCAGCAGCCUCAUACAAGUCCAAGGUUGAUAAUCAGCUAAGCUGAAAUCCAGUUGAUUGUGUUCAAAUUAACAUUCCUCAUUAAAGCCAACAACCUUAUUGUUA